This is a messenger RNA of Capsaspora owczarzaki ATCC 30864, 14317 nucleotides long. RefSeq names its product G protein-coupled receptor. The record is from RefSeq and is a predicted model, not a curated record. The transcript is spliced from 4 exons. Gene Ontology annotation, cellular component: membrane. The coding region runs from base 84 to 14123 and encodes 4679 amino acids. NCBI's taxonomy places the organism in Eukaryota, Filasterea, Ministeriida, Capsasporidae. Gene Ontology annotation, biological process: negative regulation of adenylate cyclase activity; cell surface receptor signaling pathway; G protein-coupled receptor signaling pathway. Gene Ontology annotation, molecular function: G protein-coupled receptor activity.
CCUCUCUCUUGUUCUUGCGUCGUUCCACAGUCCUCCCACUUGGCAGUUAUCAGGCUUUUUGUGAUACUUCCCUCGAGGCUUCGAUGACUGGCGCGCAACUGGAGCGAGGUGGCAGUCCAACGAAGGCGCCGCCGCGCCUGACCGCUCACCCUCGCGGUUCUCGGCUGCUAACUCUUCGGGCCGCUUUCUCAUCUGUUCUGCUGCUGCUGCUCGGUUUCCUCGCAAUCUCUGCCGUUGGUACUAGCACUGGAGGGAACCCUCAACCCAUCUUUCUGGACUCAAUUUCAUACACGACCUUGACGACGGAUUGCAACUAUCUCGACCAGUACUUUUACGGCACUCAACUCAUCCACAAGAGCCGGCUCGACAUUUGUGGCAACACGUUCACGGAAACGCUGUUCUACCACACCGAAUGCUAUGGAGCGCCAGUCUUUUCGCUGAAGACGUCUGGAUACAUUUAUCAGACGGGCUUUGAGCUGGAUGCCGGCAACUUCCAACUUGCUUUGAGCAGCCUGACAGUGAACGCCAGCUCGGCAGCUGGAUUGCGUGCUGUCCAAGACUAUUGCAACGUUUCUAGCGGCUACAAGCAAGUCGUCGAUGUUUCCACCACGGGUUGCCCAGGUCUCGGUAUUGCACCGCUUUCAGACUGCCCCAUGAGGUUUGUGUCAAUCUCCUCGUACGACGUAGCCACCGUCAGCCACUUGCUCCUGUCGGCCGAGCCCUUUGUUCUCGCGUCUUGCUCCCUGCCAUACACGAGCUCUUCGGUUCAUGGACGCGAGGCUUACACCUCGAAUUAUGACGUCUGCCCCUAUCCGAGCGAUGGACCGUUCAACGUCUUCAAAUCAAUGGCCUCGUUGAAGUACGCUACUGAGGGCGAUGCCGUAUCUGCAACUAUUCGACGUUGGUCUGGUCCUGUGGACAUCCCGUUCGAGAUCAACUGCACCGUCUCGGAGGAGGAGACCACUGCGGCUCCCGGCGACUAUGUUGUUCUUUCGAGCCUCGUUCUGUCGUUUGGCAGCGGUGUUCUGUCUCAGGAUGUCUCUGUGAGCUUUCCGCAAAAUGCCGCCCCAGCCAUGACCCGUAAAUUGGUUCUUGAGUGCGCGAGCUCAGCCGCAACUGUGCAUGCAGCCUCUGGGUCCUCUGAGCGCAUCGAAAUUGUUCUCUUCGACGAUGAUACCGAUCUCUUCUCCUUUGCUACACCGUCGGUCAACAGUUACCCCGACCGGGCUGGAUCCGUCCUUGUGGAGCGCACGCCAGCCUCGCCUGAAAGCGGCACUGUUCAGUACUACUUUGUGCUGGAUGACAUUGCUCCGGAGGACUUUUCCGACUCGUUCCCGCUUUCUGGCGAGAUUGAGUUUGGCCCGGGACAAGAGUCAUUCCUAUUUGAGCUGCCGAUGCCGGCGUAUAACUUUGACGCACAUGCGCCCUACAUUUACUCGAUGCACCUCAAUGCAUCGGCGAACUCGGUUGGAACGCAUUCUGUCCUCGAGGUAUCGGUUGGUGGCGCCUAUGAUCCUGGCACGCCCUACUUCCAGAACGUGGACCACCCACUCGUGCUUGGAGAGACAAUUUACAUCUCCAGCAGUUUCGACUCUGAGUUUAGCUUCUUUCAACCUUUUACCUGCAAGUGGCGUCUCUCGGACGACUCCUGGACUGGCGCGCCUGCCUCUGAAACGUUCGAAGUCGUCAGCGGCAUCUUCAGCUGGGAAUACUCGUACAGCUCGCCUGCUGUGACAUUGGUCGUUCUCCCAGCUGAAACUACUCUCUCGAAGCAUUUCCAGCUAGUGCCGUUUGACUGCCUGGGCAGUUCUGUGAGCGACGGGUCCGACGGCGUCCAAGUUGCCAUCCAAUAUCAAGGCCUCGUGCCUUCCAUUCGGCUGCUCGCUGACAACUACCAAGCAUCCGUCUGGGAAGGAAGCAUCCAGGUGAAUGUGGCGCUGUCCUCGGCACUUGAGGAGGAUGCCACAUUCCCUUGGGAAAUUGUGCCUGACACAGCAGUGGCCGACGAGGAUUACUCGCCUGCGAAUGGCCUCAUCCUUUUCAGUGCUGGAUCAACUGAGGCGACUGUCGAGAUCACCCUGCCACCCAACAGCUCCCCGUCGUAUGGGAAGAGCUUCACCUUCCGGCUGAUGACCGAGGACCCUUCGUUUGCUGUUGUUGCCAUCGAUCUUCCGAACGCCAUGCUGGUCGAAAUCUACGCGCACGAUAAUCCUGACGGCGAGUUUACGUUUUCCAACGUCACAGCCCAAACGAUUCCGGAGGGCCAGUCAUGGUCAGUCGAGCUGGUGCGUUCGGUCAACUGGACCCUUCCUGUCGAAAUCGUGUUGGACGAUCAUUUCCACGAGCGCCGCAAAGACUCCACUUCUGCCUCUACUACGCGGUCCAACCGUGGUCCUCGGUCAACCCGCAACGUGCCGCAGCCUGGUCGAGCGUCACGUCCAAAUGGUGAACUCGAACCGACGCUUGGUCGCAAAGCAUCCUUGAGAACUCGCCGUGAUCGUGACGUUGUCGAAGAAGACGCUCGUCUGCAGCUGAGCCCAAACCCUGUGGUCUUUCUGCCAGGCGAAACGACAAAGACGAUCACAAUCACUGCGCUCGACGAUGACCGGCCCGAGUGGGACGAAUACUACCCUGUCUACAUGCAAACGUUCUCAAUCGACACGGUAGGGGCGGCUGCCUCACCCGAGCAGGAAAUUCUGGUCCUCGUGCCCGAGAAUGACGACCCCCACGGCACAUUCACGAUUGAGCAAGGUGUCUCAACUCCAGUCGGAACGUUCCUUGCGAUCAACCUGCACCGAGACGGCCAAAUGCCCUCAAACGGAGUCGGCUACAAUGUCUACUAUGAGAUUAUUCCAAUGACUGCACUGCCUGGUGUGGACUACCUCGUGCCGGAGAAUAAUUAUACGGUCUUUGACGGAAACGUCUGGAGCCUUGACACGUCGAUCCAAAUCCAAAUCCUCGACACUGGUCUGCCUGCGCAAGACAAGUUUUUCGAAGUCCGACUUUUGAGCAUCGAGUGCCCAUGUGUCAAUCCAGUCAUCUUUCCUCACAUCAGCCAAGUGGCCAACUCGACAGUGGUGCGCAUUGAGGCUCAAAAUGGUGCCAACGGCCACUUUGCGUUUGACGAUUUCUCCCCUCGCGCAAUCAACGUUACGGAGGGCGGCGUUUCACUGACUGUCGUGCGUACCGAUGCACUCUACGGCGCGUGCAAUUUGACAAUCAGCAGCACAGGCCAAGCUUCGCUCGGCUACGACUUUACGAGCGAUCCCAUCCAGUUUGUGGAUGGGCAGGCCACUUCCACACUGUAUUUGCAGUUCAUCCCGCAGAUGGACCCCGUGAUAACGCGAACGGCAGAGGUCUAUUUGAGUGGUUCCUGCAGCGGCGCGACCCUUGACUCGACUCCCGUGACCAUCAUCUUCCCGGUUGCCAACAACCCGUUUGGUGUGUUUCAAAUCGAACAGCGAGAUUACCCGUUCGAGACGUUCGGCUCUUAUGACAUUGCUGUCACACGAGCAUGGACCAGUCUUGGCGCUGUGCAGAUCAACUAUGAAAUAUUUGAUUCUGAGGGCGAAUCGCCUUCUGACAUCCAGGACAACUCUGGCGGUUCGAUCACUAUGGAACCUUACCAGUCGUACGCCUACAUUAGCUUUCAAUACGUUGAUGUCAGCGCAUCCCAACCCCGCCGGACCUUUUUUGUGAACAUCACCUCGAUUACCAAAACCGACGAUCCCGACCCAGAACCAUUGUCUGCUCCAGUGAUUGGUGUUGGACUGGGCCAGUAUUGGCUCGCGCCCACCGGAACUGCUGGUGGUGACUUUGUUCUGCAGCAAAUUUCCCCGCUUGAUCUUGUGAAGGGUGGACCGCCUCAGCCUUUCCGAGUCGACCGGCUCAACUCUGCGUCUGGCAACGUGACCGUCUACCUGUACUUCUACUCACCUGUACCAUUCAUCCUGACUGACCAACUGCUGUUUGUGGAUGGUGAGACCACCAAGACGGGCUAUAUUCAAGCGGUCGAUGAUGGCAGGGACUCGAACGCCGUCGCCGAGAGUCUGAGCAUUGACCAUAUCGACGGCAUCGCCACCUCGUACACGAGUGACACUCUGAAUGUGACGAUCGCGCGUGAUGGCUUCCCCGGUGGCACCUUCUUCAUUGCGCCCGUUUCGCAGAACAUGACCGUUGACCGCUUGGCGCCUGUGGACCUACUCAUUCUGCGAGCUGGCGACCGUGCAGGAGAGGUCAAGGUCUGGCUGAACGUAGUUGGCACUGGCGACGAGCAUACCGCUGCUUUCGAUACAGACUAUACCCUCGCCCCCAAUCCUGUGACCUUGGCCCCGUUCCAGGCCGCGGGCGUGGUCACCCUUUCCUGGCCCAUUUCCGAAUCACCAAUGCCGUACCAAAACAUUCAACUUGGCAUCGUCAGUUUGACCUCCGCUGACUCGGAGCUGAGUCCCACGUACCUCGAGUCGGCCACGGCGAUGCUUACCGUCCUGCCCGACGAGUAUGCAAAUGGUCUGUUUGCGUUCGAUCUCGAGUUCGUGUCGCAAAGCGUUUCCUCGUCCGGCGACGUGACCUUCACCAUCUUUCGUUCAGUCAGCACUGUGGGCGCAGUCUACGUGACGAUCCUCCCAGAGGCUGAUUCGGAGUUUCCCGAGCCAGCUGUGUUUGGUGAGGAUGUCAUUGGCCCCGAAAACCCCAUCAUUGUGACCUUCGCUGAUGGUCAGCAGGUCGGAGAGUUUACUGUCACUGCUGUCAUGGACUCUACGCCCCAAGUCGCCAAGCGCAUUCUGUUCCGAAUUGCGAACGUGACGUCUGCAGACGGUUUGCUCAUCAAUGCCGGAAUUGACUCGGACGUGUAUCAAGCGACUUUGGACCUGGAGGCGCAUGACUACCCGCACGGUGUGUUUGGAUUCCUGGACGCGAUUGUUCAUGUGGAUCCUUUCAAUUCAACCAUCCUGACACUGACAAUCAAACGUGACGGUGGUUCAAUUGGCGGGGUUCGCGCUCGCGUCUCAACCGCGACUGCGACUUUUGGCGAGCUCGCCGACCCGAACACCGACUUUGUUUCGGUCGACGGCAUGCUCGUUGAGUUCGCCGACGGCCAAACGGAGGCCCAGGCGCAAAUCACGCUGCUCGAAAAUCCCGAGCCGCACCCCGAUUUGAACUUCCUCGUCGUGAUUGACGACGUCACGCUCAAGCCCGCUCUGCCCUUUUCUGGCGCGGUACCUGAGCUAAACGAGACCGCGUCUUCGGUGCAGGUUGUGAUCCGAUAUCACGAUCUCGAGUCUGGAACCUUCCAGUUCAGUGUCACAUCUGCCAGUGUGAACACUGGAAGCGGAUUCUGGCUCGAUAUCGAUCGCAUUGGUGAGGACAAUGGUGACGUUGUCCUGCAGAUCACGCCUGAUUUACUUUCUGAGCAGUAUCCGUUGGACUUGACGAACAAUCUCCCCUCGUUCUUGGCGCCCAUGACGGUCUCAUUUGCUGAUGCACAACUCAAGCAGUCCAUCUACUUGUCGACGCUGUCGUCCAUCGCACCAUCAGUCGAUUCCAGUGUGUCCCUCAUCCUGACCGUGCUAUCGCACCAGUACGACAAUGCAGCGAUCGGUACCAAUUCGAUUUUCAAAUUCACGGUCCUCGCUCACGACGACCCGCAUGGAACGAUUGGGUUCAACCCCUCCGAGUACACAGGCCCUGAAGGCACGAUGGUGGCAGUGCGCCUCGAGCGGUUUGGCGGCCUCAUCGGUGCCGUGACCGCGUCGUUUACCGUCUCCUUCGACGGCGCAAGCGCGGCUGAUAUCCAAGUCAGUCCAGCGACUUCUGUGACUUUUGCAGACGGAGAAAGUGAACAGUUCAUCAACGUGACCAUCGUGGACGACCACAUCCCCGAAGAACUCGAAGUGCUCCAGAUCACCAUCUCUGACUUGGUGGUGGACCUGGAGAGCACUGGCGCCACUCCGCACUAUGGGCAGCUCUCGAGCCAGAUCACCAUCCCCGACAACGACCAGGGCGAAUACGGGACUGUAUUCUUUGCGUCAGAGCUCGUUCUCGCUGAAGAAGGAGCCUCAGCUGUCGUUACAGUCACUCGCGUGAACGGUUCCUAUGGUGCGGUCGCAGUGGCCCUCAGUGCGUCAGGCAAUGCCGAAUCGCCCAGUGACUACACUUUAUCGUCGUAUCUGGUGUCGUUUGCUGAUGGGGAAGUCUCCCAGAAUGUGACCAUCGACAUUAUCGCUGAUGGCAUCCCAGAGCUGCAAGAGUCCAUUUAUCUCGAACUGCAAGACCCAGAAGGUGGCGUUGCCAUUGGGUCGCCUUCCUCCAUGGAGGUGCGCAUCGCUGCCAACGACAACGCCUACGGCACCAUCUCCUUUGCUGCCGAUUCUGAGACUGUGACCGUCGUCGCGUCCGAAACAGACUCGGUUCAGGUGACGUUGAACGUGACGAGGACUGGCGGCACGAUUGGCAAGGUUCGUGUGAGAUACAGUACAGUCUCAGGAGGCGUUGCGGGUGUUGGUCCCGCCUCGAGCGGUGUCGACUAUACUGCGAUUACUUCGAACGAAUUUGUCAUGCUGGCCGGCGCCUCGACGGCUCAGAUUACAGUCACAAUCCUCGCCAACAACCUUCCGACGUUGGAUGUUGGCUUCCUUGUGUUCAUUGAGCACGUGGAGAUUGAAGAAGAUGUGAUUAUCGUGUUUCGACGUGGCAACGACAAACCAGACAUUGGUUCACGCAAUGCCUCCGCGAUUACGAUUGCUGCGCACAACGACCCGAACGGUGUGUUUGAGUUUGCGACGACUGGCGCGAUCGUUCAGUCGACCAGCGGCACGUACACGCUCAUCGUGCGACGCACGGGUGGCACAAUUGGCACUGCAUCGCUGAGCGCUACGGCGUCGGUGUCUGGCCAACAGUAUCCGAUUGAUUUGGUCCAGGAUGCGUCGCUCGCGUCGCCUCUGGCUGUGUCGUUUGGCGACGGUAGCUCGCAGGCAUCUGCAAUCAUCACGAUUGUGAACAACGGGCUCCCUCGUGUCACGUCGACGGCGGUCAUCACUCUGUCCAUUGGCAGCGCCGGUGCUUACGGCCGUCUUGGCACGAACACGACGUUCACACUGACCAUCCCUGCCCACAACAACCCGCACGGUAUCGUGUCGUUCGGUGCGACGUCGCAAUCUGUUUCGUUGGUCUCGUCGACAUCUUCGGCAGUGACUGUGCAGCUCAAUGUGACGCGUACUGGCGGUAGCAUCGGAGCACUGACGGUCCUGUACAACACUGUUUCUGGUGGUGUUUCCGGUGUCGCUUCGGCCACUGCUGGAACGGACUACGUUGCUGUCGCUUCAGGCUCGCUCUCGCUUGCGGAUGGUGUUUCCAGCGGCAGCAUUGUGAUUACUCUGCCUGCCAACAGCAUUCCUACCUUGGACGUUGGUUUCCAGGUGCUGUUGUCGUCUGUUUCGCUGACGUCGCUUAUCGGCACUGGCGCAGUCCCCACGCUCGGCUCGGGUGCUGCUGCUCAAGGCAACAUUACGAUUGCUGCGCACAACGACCCGAACGGCGUGUUUGAGUUUGCCACGACUGGCGCGAUUGUGCAGUCGACCAGCGAGUCCUACACGCUCGUUGUGCGACGCACCGGUGGCACGAUUGGCACUGCAUCGCUGAGUGCUACAGCUUCGGUGUCUGGCCAACAGUAUCCGAUUGACUUGGUUUUGGAUGCAUCGCUCGCGUCGCCAUUGUCUGUGACGUUCGGCGAUGGUAGCUCGCAAGCAUCCACGUUCAUCACGAUUCUGAACAAUGGGCUCCCUCGCGUCACUUCCACGGCGGUCAUUACCCUGUCCAUCGGCAGCGCCGGCGCUUAUGCCCGUCUUGGUACCAACACGACGUUCACGCUGACCAUCCCUGCUCAUAACAAUCCACACGGUGCUGUUUCUUUCGCCGCCGGAUCUCAGGCGUUGACGGUGGCCCCGUUGGCUGGCGCAGCUUCUUCCAUUCAGCUCAACCUGACUCGUACUGGUGGCAGCAUUGGCACUCUCGUUGUGACCUACCAAACGUCUGCUGGAGGUGUUGCUGGUAUUGAGGCAGCGACAGCCGGUGAGGACUUUACUCCCAUUGUCGCUGCGACUGUGACCAUUCCUGCUGGCAGUGCUUCUGCGUUUGUGAUGGUGACCAUCCCCUCCAACGUUGCUCCUGAGCUCGACCGCGGUUUCCAGGUCUUGUUGACGAAUGUCGCUGUUUCUGACCUUACGAACACUGGCGCUACACCAUCUCUCGGCAGUGGUGCUGCAUCGAUGAGCAACGUGACUCUUUCUGCGCAGAACGAUCCCAACGGCGUGUUUGAGUUUGCUGUGACAUCGGUUGUCGCAGAUUCGACCAGUGGAUCCUAUCUCCUGGUGGUGCAUCGCUCUGCUGGCACAGUUGGAGCGGCAGUGCUCACUGGCACAGCUUCCGUUUCCGGACAGCAGUAUCCUCUUGACUUGGAGCAAGACGUUUCGCUCACUACGCCUCUCGUCUUCAAUUUUGCGGACGGCGCAACGACUGCGUCUGCUAGCAUUGUGAUUGUCAACAAUGGACAGCCUCGCGUGUCGUCUACCGCUGUCCUCACAUUGGCCAUUACGAGUGCUGGGUCGUACGCACGCUUGGGUGACAACACGACUGUCUUGUUCACCAUCCCUGCCCACAACAACCCGCACGGCACAGUGUCGUUCGGUGCGACGUCGCAAUCUGUUUCGGUGGCCUCUUCGACAUCUUCGGCUGUGACUGUUCAGCUGAACGUGACGCGCACUGGCGGUAGCAUUGGAGCGUUGACGGUCCUGUACAACACUGUUUCUGGCGGUGUUUCCGGCGUUACUUCUGCGACGGCUGGAACAGAUUACGUUGCCGUCGCUUCAGGCUCGCUCUCGCUUGCGGACGGUGUUUCCAGCGGCAGCAUUGUGAUUACUCUUCCUGCUAACAGCAUUCCUACCUUGGACGUUGGUUUCCGAGUGUUGUUGUCGUCCGUUUCGCUCACGUCGCUUGUCGGCACUGGAGCAGUCCCCACGCUCGGCUUGGGUGCUGCCGCUCAAGGCAACAUUACGAUUGCUGCGCACAACGACCCGAACGGUGUGUUUGAGUUUGCGACGACUGGCGCGAUCGUUCAGUCGACCAGCGGCACGUACACGCUCAUCGUGCGACGCACGGGUGGCACAAUUGGCACUGCAUCGCUGAGCGCUACGGCGUCGGUGUCUGGCCAACAGUAUCCGAUUGAUUUGGUCCAGGAUGCGUCGCUCGCGUCGCCUCUGGCUGUGUCGUUUGGCGACGGUAGCUCGCAGGCAUCUGCAAUCAUCACGAUUGUGAACAACGGGCUCCCUCGUGUCACGUCGACGGCGGUCAUCACUCUGUCCAUUGGCAGCGCCGGUGCUUACGGCCGUCUUGGCACGAACACGACGUUCACACUGACCAUCCCUGCCCACAACAACCCGCACGGUAUCGUGUCGUUCGGUGCGACGUCGCAAUCUGUUUCGGUGGUCUCGUCGACAUCUUCGGCAGUGACGGUGCAGCUCAAUGUGACGCGUACUGGCGGUAGCAUCGGAGCACUGACGGUCCUGUACAACACUGUUUCUGGUGGUGUUUCCGGUGUCGCUUCGGCCACUGCUGGAACGGACUACGUUGCCGUCCCUUCAGGCUCGCUCUCGCUUGCGGAUGGUGUUUCCAGCGGCAGCAUUGUGAUUACUCUGCCUGCCAACAGCAUUCCUACCUUGGACGUUGGUUUCCAGGUGCUGUUGUCGUCUGUUUCGCUGACGUCGCUUAUCGGCACUGGCGCAGUCCCCACGCUCGGCUCGGGUGCUGCUGCUCAAGGCAACAUUACGAUUGCUGCGCACAACGACCCGAACGGCGUGUUUGAGUUUGCCACGACUGGCGCGAUUGUGCAGUCGACCAGCGAGUCCUACACGCUCGUUGUGCGACGCACCGGUGGCACGAUUGGCACUGCAUCGCUGAGUGCUACAGCUUCGGUGUCUGGCCAACAGUAUCCGAUUGACUUGGUUUUGGAUGCAUCGCUCGCGUCGCCAUUGUCUGUGACGUUCGGCGAUGGUAGCUCGCAAGCAUCCACGUUCAUCACGAUUCUGAACAAUGGGCUCCCUCGCGUCACUUCCACGGCGGUCAUUACCCUGUCCAUCGGCAGCGCCGGCGCUUAUGCCCGUCUUGGUACCAACACGACGUUCACGCUGACCAUCCCUGCUCACGACAACCCCUUCGGAACUGUUUCGUUCUCCUCGGAUAGCCAAGCUUUGUCGCUUCAGCAGUCGGCCUUUUUGCUGACCUUGAACAUCACGCGCCAAGGCGGCACGUUUGGCGACAUUGAUCUCGUCUUCUCCACUCGCAACCCAACCAAUGCAGGGCUCUUACCUGCGGUCCCUUCGGUCGAUUACCAACCUUUGUCGUCCGUUACUCUUCGCCUCGUGAGCGGCCAGUCUCGCUCGUUUGUUAGCGUGAUGAUCUUGGCGGACACCACUCCAAGCUUUGACGAAGCUUUCGAGGUUGUGCUGGUCAGCGUUUCCACCCCUAGCCAGUCGGCUGGUGCGGUGCCCUCGGUUGGCGUGAACAAUGUUGCGCUGGUCACGCUGCUCAGCCAUCACUAUCCCUCGGGUGUGUUUGCCGUUGCAACUCCCAACCUUUUUGGCAUUCAGAGCGGCGAAUCCAUUCCCGCCAGCUUUGUUCAGCAAGUUCAAUCUGGCAGUGUCGUUGUGGUUGUUCAGCGCGGGGCUGGUGCACUGGACGAGGCUGUCGUUUCAUGGACCUUGUCGCCUCCUUCAUCGCGCCUCUCGCCGACUUCCGGAGCCUUGGUGUUUGCUGCAGGACAGCGGGAAGCCCAGGCUGUGCUGUCGAUUGUCGCCUCGCCCGUUCCAGCCGUCUCAUCGACUAUCGAUUUCAGCAUCUUUUCCGUCACUCCUGCGGUUACCUCGUUGUUGAACACUUCUGCAGCUCUGUCGCGAGUUGUGAUUGUCGGAAAUGGCGAUCCGUUUGGUGUGUUUACGCCCCAAGAUGCGCGUGUGACUGUCGCCACGGGUGCUCAGACCGUCACCGUGGUGAUCAAUCGAUCGCAAGGCGCUCUUGAACCGAUCGAAGUCCGCUAUAGUACUGCUGUCAUCCCGAAUGUCGAUCGACGCGAGAUUGCCUUGCGACCCGCGCUUGCUGAUGUUGAUUUUGUCCCCGUGACCAACCAAAAGUUGACGUUUGCUGCCGGUCAAACCAGUGCCAGCGUUCAGAUUGCACUGCUUGGAUCAUCUCGCCCGCACUUGGCUCUGGGCUUCAAAGUGGUUUUGGUCUCGGCUCAGCGUGUUGGCGAGCUGUCGAGCACUGUCCCCACGCCAGGCGGCAUGCUGUCAUCGUGGGACUCGCUUACGUCUCCCAGGAUUUCAGCCGACCCUGCGACGAUGGUCGUCAUCCCCGCAUCGAAUGCACCUACCGGAUCUUUUGUGUUUGACACCUCCAGCACUUCCGUGCAAGUCUCGAACACCUCAUCGUCCGUGUCUGUUCGUGUUUCUCGUUUGGGUGGCUCGACUGGGUCUGUCACGCUCGGCGUCAACGCGAGCAGCUUUGAUGCUCGACCCAGUGUCGAUUUCAAGCUCAUCACAACAACGUUGACCUUCGCUGCUGGUGACACCAGCGCCAAUGCUACGAUUUCGAUCUUGGCUGCUGCUUUCCCCAAGGCUGCUCAGACCAUUACCCUGAAACUGAGCGUGCUCACGACGAUGGUAGAUGGCUCCGUUGUGGUUUUGCCAGAUCCGGUGGCGUUGUUGGGCUCCCCGUCCACCUCGUUGCUGCUCCUCAGCCAGUAUGGACGACCUGGCGUUUGUGAGAGCCAGACUGUUGGCAACUAUUCUUGGCCAGAGACGCUUGCUGGAGGCUCGGCGAUCGUGCCUUGCGAGUUUGGUUUUGUCGGGAAUGCGUCACGCCAGUGUCUCAGCGGCCAGUUGGCGCUGUGGGCAACAGCCGACGUGUCCGGCUGUCGAGACGUCCAGUCGUUGCUCAGCGACCUCCUGUCCGUUCCUGUCACGGAAGACUCUUUGCAACUUCUCGCCGAAAACGCCAACACCAUGUCGACCCAAGUGGGCGCAUUGGACGAAGGCGCACUGGGAUCGCUUGCGACCUUGCUCUCGGAGAUGAGCGCUGUCGGUGCUUCUGCGGGUUGGCCUGGACAGUCUAGCUACAACAUGAUGAGCGUGUUUGAUAAUCUGCUCGGCAGUUCGAGUGCUGGCCUGGCGGCGUACCAAGGAGGCAACAGCGGGGCGAACAAUCUUGCCAACGUUCUGACAAACUUUGGAUACUCCUUGCUCGGACCAAGCCCUACAGCUGGCACGACUGUGACGCGCUCUGGCGAAAACGCCAUCAUCUCGGCGAGUGCCGUGAGUGUGGGCUCGGACGCCAACUUUACGACUUCAUCUGGUGGCAACUUCUCCCUGCCCGGGUCUCUUUUCGACAUGCUCAACGGCCAGGAAGUGCAGGGAUUGUUCGCGGUCAGCUUUGCUCUCUACCAAACAUCCGACCUGUUCCCCGCAGUCAACCAAACCAACUCGGCAGUCUCGAAUGUGAUCUCGGCCUCCGUUCAGGGCCGCGAAGUGUACAACCUGACUGAACCCGUCACGUUUGUGAUUAGCCAUGCACCUCUCCCCACUCCACCGACUUGCACAUUCUACAACUUUGCUACUCAGCAAUGGGAUGCUGAGGGCUGCGUGACGUCAAGACUAUCGAGCACCUCGACGCAGUGCCAGUGUUACCAUCUGACCAACUUUGCUCUCUUCUUCAGUCUUGGCGACGAUGAAAUUGACUCGAUCAGCGCAGACAUUCUCUCGAACAUUACGUACAUUGGCUGUGCGCUCUCCAUCUUUGGCACGGUGGUGACCUUCAUGACGUUUGUUCUGCUCAAGACCCUGCGCACGUUUGCCAUGAAGUUGGUCAUGCAUCUGUGCGUGGCCGUGUUUGGCAUCAACGUGGUCUUCCUUGCGGGUGCCACUCAGACCGGCAACCAGGACCAGUGCAAGGCGACAGGAAUCUUCUUGCACUUCUUCUUGCUGUGCUCGUUCUGUUGGAUGCUGUCGCUUGGCGUCAACUUGUACCUGGGUAUUGUGCGUCUCAACACUGACACGUACAUUUACUACAAGCACAUGUUGAUUGCUUCUUAUGGUGUACCCACCCUCAUCGUUGUCAUCACCAUGGCGGUGGACAUUGACAAUUAUGGCGGCACAGAGGCUUGCUGGAUCCAAGACCAGAACGCAUUGAUCGGUGCCUUCUACGUUCCCGUGCUGCUCGUCAUCGCGGCCAACAUUUUCAUGUUUAUCAAGAUUGUCAUUGCCUUCCAGCGUGCCGCCAAGGAUCGCCGCAUUCUCGGCGCGGAGGAGCGCAACAAUUUGCGCGUCCUCGUGACCAUCUUCCUGAUGUUGGGCAUUACCUGGGUCUUUGGUGUUUUGGCGAUCGACUCUGCCACGACGGCGCUUCAGUACCUGUUUGUCAUCUUCAACAGUUUCCAGGGCUUCUUUAUCUUUGUGUUUUACUGUCUCAACCAGCGCGUGUUGCAAGCGUACAGGGCAACUCUUGGAGGUCGCUUCCCGUUCUCGUACAUUUCCUCGCUCGCUGCUCGCACAUCGCAAACGAGUGCCGGCUCGAGCUCGGCCGCGACCGCGGCAAGCUCUGUCGGCGAACGUCCGGCAUCGUCCACCUCAUCGUACUUCUCUUCCCUGCCGACGACCUCCAAAGAGGCUGGGUAUGCAAGCGGGACAUUCUCGAGUACCACUGACAGUAUGCACGAUGGAGGCGAGUCGGGCACCCAAAGCCACUCGUCUGGCGGCCGCGGUAGCAAGGAGGCGCGCCGCGUAGCGACUCUUCCAGGCUCCGCCACUGGCACCGCGCUUGACAAUAGCUUUGUUCGUCAAAGUGAGGCUGCGUUCACUGGCCUCCGGCGCCAACUGGAUGCCGAUCGUGCUGCUUCCCCUUCGCGUCUCCCGGCAAGCCUACCUACCACAGCGCACCCCUCCACGGCGAUCGAAAUGCAACAGAUUGUUGCUCCUCGCCCCGUUGCUGUGCAACCGGCUGUCUCUACGCGACCCGCACGAACACUCUCUCCCCGUGAUUUGAAGCGACUCGAUACCAUUGACUUUUCCAAUGUCUAGAGUGCUUUUGUUUUUGUGAUUUUUCUCUCUUUGUUGUUUGAUUUGAACCCUUUGUAUUUCUCUCAGGACUUUUUUUUUUCGUCUUCGAUGUUUUUGUGGUGGUUGAAUUUGAUAUUGUUUUGUCUGAGUGUAUUUGUUUCGUGUUUGCUGUUUGCAUUUUUUGCUUUGCUUUGUUCGUUUGUUGCACCGUUGUG